AUGGCCCAAAUUGCAUCCUUGCAUAAAUGUCAGAGUAUACCUCACACAACAUUUGCACGACUGCUUUUUUACCCCUUUGAGGGCAGCCAGGAUACGAUAACCUCACUGAGGACUUUAAGGGCAUCUCUACAGGUCCUCGAAGAGGCCCUUGCGUUGCCGUCCCUGCUACGAUACAGCUUUGCGCUCUGUAAGGGGGGCCAACCGAAGCAAUGUCCUACGUUCCGAAGAAUGUUCGUGACACCGCGGCUAAGAACGACCACUACGCCAAGCUGGCUAGGGAGCAAGCGGAGGAAACACGAUACUCAGUCAUAGCGCAAUGGGCCGAGCGUGAUCUUAAGCGAGACCCAGCGGACUCGCUGAGGGGGGCCACAACCACUCUACAUGCAGCGAGUAAAGAGCGCAGCCUUGGAGUGAAGGCCGGAGUGGAAGUGGUGAAGGCCGCACGGCAAGCUCGGCUAAAGGAACUUUACGAGCGGGAAGCCCUGAUGUACGAAAAGGAGCUCAACGCCCGGGGGCUAAGCCUUGUUAAACCGCGAGACUAAGGAGCGCGACGUCCACAUAAUUAGCGGCUUGCACUGCUUCUCCUCUAUUGGAAAACGACAACGACAAGCUGCCAGCCAGCCAGAUCUCUAGAGACCUGUAGAUAGAGUAUUAGUCAGAACAGCCAGAUUAGCUUGUUAUUGGGGCGUUGACCCGCCCUAGACUGCACGACCUAGCACAACCGGACCUAGCAGCAGAAAGCCCCUGGCGACACCAGCUGCUGGCUCCCAUGCGCGGACUCCUCACAACUGACAACGCCACGUUUCGCAAACGAUCCCUCUCACGUACCCGACCAGCACCUGUUAACAGCUACCUACCAGCCACCACCGCCAGCCACACCUCACCCCAACACCUGCACCCGUGCAUGGCUCCUUCCCCAACACCUACACGUGGGCAGAGGACGCUCGGAGCGCACGCCUGUACCAGGUCCAGGCAUCUUUCACCGAAACGCCUCACUAGCUUUUACACACCACCAG
Molecule: messenger RNA, 1016 nt
Organism: Astrephomene gubernaculifera
Lineage: Eukaryota; Viridiplantae; Chlorophyta; Chlorophyceae; Chlamydomonadales; Astrephomenaceae
Source: the annotation of a GenBank genome assembly